Messenger RNA from Symbiodinium sp. CCMP2456, 597 nucleotides. The record is from the annotation of a GenBank genome assembly. NCBI's taxonomy places the organism in Eukaryota, Dinophyceae, Suessiales, Symbiodiniaceae.
GAGCCCUGCACGCCACCGCCGGGCUGGAAGCCGACGCCGAAGGAGCCGUCGACUCCGCCGCCAGGCUGGCGCAAGCCAGCCCCAACCGAGGCCGUGUCUGUAGCUCCCAACUUCCUCUUCGGCGCUCGGGGGGCUUUGAAGUCGCUGCCAUACGAGGUGCGAAGCGUGCCCGUCAACGACAUCGAGUUCACGCAGGACUCCUGUGCGGACGUCUUCGGCGACGGCAGGCGCUGCGAGGAUACUUUCCGUCAGCUGCUUCGAGGAGACAUUCGGCCAGACGUUCUCCAGCUCGAUAUUGUCGAGAGCCUCAGCUCAGGGCAGUUGGCAUCCUUCAACAACCGCCGCCUCCGCGUCCUGAAGCAGCUCCAGGAUCACCACCCCGGCAAGACGCUUUACGCGACAUGCCGGGUACGCACGAUGCAGCCCGACUUCGAGAGCGUGAUGGAACAACUGUAUGACUUGCGGUACAAAGUUGACAAAGACGUCUUCGACCAGCAGAAGGAGCUCUUCCAAAAGUGUUUGUUUCAUAGAGACACUGAAUACCGGGGCGACAUCCGGGUUCGAACUAGUAAGCGAAGGCCCCAGUGGUGGUCGUGA